Messenger RNA from Triticum aestivum (bread wheat), 1575 nucleotides. RefSeq names its product vegetative cell wall protein gp1-like. The transcript has 2 exons. The coding region runs from base 108 to 1256 and encodes 382 amino acids. The record is from RefSeq and is a predicted model, not a curated record. NCBI's taxonomy places the organism in Eukaryota, Viridiplantae, Streptophyta, Magnoliopsida, Poales, Poaceae.
CCGUGCCACUUCCAUCACCAGCAGCCCGCGCCUCCUUCCUCCUCGUCUCCCACACUCACACUCCCCGACUCACACUCGGACAAACCGGCAGGCACAAAAAGUUGGCAAUGGCGCCACGGGCUGCCACCGUCCUCCUCUGCGCCGCGCUGCUCUGCCUCCUCUCGGCGACGCACUCCCUCGCGCAGGCGCCCGCCCCGGCCGGCAACGCCCCGCCCAAGUCGCCCAGCGCGACGCCGGCCCCCGCGGCGGCCGCGGCCACGCCCACCGCUUCCCCCGCCCCGCCCGCCGCCGACGCGUCCGCGCCGCCCACUGCUACCCCGUCUGCCCCCGCGCCCAAGUCUUCCCAGGCCACCCCCGCGCCGACCACCGCUCCCGCCACGCCGGCGCCGGUGAAGGCCCCGGCCGCCCCCGCGCCGACCAACACUCCCGCCACGCCGGCGCCGGUAAAGGCCCCGGCCACCCCCGCGCCGACCACCACUCCCACUCCCACAACGCCGGCACCGGUGAAGGCCCCGGCCGCCCCGGCGCCGACCAACACUCCUGCCACGCCGGCGCCAGUGAAGGCCCCGGCAACACCCGCCCCGGCGGCCGCGCAGACGACCCCGGCGCCAGUCAACGCCCCGGCCACUCCCGCCCCCGCGGCUGCGCAGACCACCCCGGCGCCGUUCAAGGCGCCGGCCACCACCGCUCCUGCGGCCGCGCCGCCCACCACCCCCGCCGCACCGGCACCGGUCAUCAAGGCCCCGGCCACCCCUGCGCCUGCUGCCGCACCGCCCACCACUCCAGUUGCCACUCCCGCCCCCGUCACUGCCCCCGCCGCGGCUGCUCCCACUCCCGCACCGAAGCCCAAGGCCAAGGCGCCCGCGGCCGCACCACCAGCCAAAGCCACCGCCCCUGCCCCCGCAGCACUCCCUCCCACCGCAGACGUACCCGCGGCCGCCGCGCCAACGCUCGUCCCCGAGGUGCCUGCCGCCGCGCCGGCCCCGUUGACCAAGCCCACCGACGCCCCCGCGCCGGCGCCGUCCAAGAAGAAGCGCUCCUCCAAGAAGAAGACGAAGGCGCCCGCGCCCGCCCCAGCCGCCGCGGCCCCCGUCAAGGCCAAGGCCGUGGCGCCCACCACCGCCCAGGCCGCCGCGGCUCCCGGGCCCAGCGGCGACUCCACCGCCGCCGACACCGCGAGUGCACCGGGGAGGAGCACCGGGAUGGCGGCGGCCGUGAUCGUGGCGGCGCUCGGCGCGGCGGCGAUGCUCGCCUAGACCGACGAUCCCCGUCGAUCGGGCCGUGAUGAUGCGCGCGUCGGCCAUGUCACCCUUUUUCUCUUUUGGUUUUGUGUAAUUAUUUACGAGGGGUGAUGGGCUUUGAGCCUUUUUCCUUUCCUGUGUCGUGCACUAGAGCUCACAUUCACAGUGUCGCGAUUCUUUUGCUUUGCUUUUGUGUUGAGAGAGACGGGAGAGAAGCCAGAGUGUCACAGAUGAUAUGGUACGAGAGACGGAUGCGAGGGGGAGGGGACGCUGCCUGUGUAUUAUUGUUAAUUUUAUUCAUAUUUAUAACGUAUUUAUAUCACAGUUACCAUUA